UUCCCUAAGGGAGGGGUGGGAGCUUGAGAAGCUGGAGGAAGAGGUCCUGCAGUCGAAACAGGACCCUCCAGAUAACCCCAUCAGCAGAUACCCGAGAAAGGUGGGGCGGCUGCCCUGCUAUCUCAGGUGCGAACCAGCAGGACUGGGGUCCUGGCCUGUCUAGGAAGAGGCCCACCGGGGUUGCAGUAGGAAAGGUAUGGGUAGGGUAGCAAUGGGAAUGGAGCACCUCUGUCGACACCCCUCCCAAAGUUUAUGACAUUUUUUUUCUGGGAUUGUCACAUUUUUAACUUCUUUUUUUGGACUGGGCAGACUCCAGGACGUUCUUUUUCCUUCUGUGGAGCAAAACAGCAGCCACUCCCCAGGGAGCCUCAGUCCCCAGAGAUCAGACUUGCUGCCUGUCUGGCCUUCCAGCCUGAGGACCAAAGCAGGCCGGGCUGGGGAAUGGGAGGAGCCUACAUCGAGGGUCUGAUUCAGACCCUGUGCCUUCCGAAUGGAGGCAGCACAGGCCAUCCUGGGGACACCGGUGGCCUCUCUACCCUGAGAAGGUGCAAUGAGCAAGGUCCAGGGCCUACAGCUGGAAGGAAGGGAAUGCUUCCCAUCUUGUUACCAACUGGGCACCUCACAGAACCCCACGCCAUCUCUGUCUCCAGUGCAGAAUCGGUUGGAGAUGGAGGUGGGGGUGUGGAGGAGGAGGACAGGCUACCCCCAAGCUGUGGUAAGGGUCCUGGAGCUGGUACCACGGAACCUGGGCAGCCCCUUCCACCCACCCAUGCCCACCCCAAAUGAGGCUGAGAAGCAGCACACAGGGCCAGAAGAGGCGGACAGGCCCCCCUCAAUGUCCAGCCAUGAUGUGGCCCCCCGGGCGGCCCCCAGCCGCAACCCCUGCUGCUUGUGCUGGUGCUGCUGUUGCAGCUGCUCCUGGAAUCAAGAGCGGCGACGUACAUGGCAGGCCUCCCGUGAGAGCAAGCUGCAGCCCCUCUCCAGUUGUGCAGCUUGUGCCCCACCAAGCCCUGAAGAGGUACAGAGCUGGGCGCAGUCCUUCGACAAGCUGAUGCACAGCCCUGCGGGCCGCAGCGUGUUCCGAGCAUUCCUGCGCACAGAGUACAGUGAGGAGAACAUGCUCUUCUGGCUGGCCUGUGAGGAGCUGAAGACUGAAGCCAACCAGCACGUGGUGGAUGAGAAGGCGCGACUCAUCUACGAGGACUAUGUGUCCAUCCUCUCCCCCAAGGAGGUGAGCCUGGACUCCCGAGUGCGGGAGGGCAUUAACAGGAAGAUGCAGGAGCCAUCAGCACACACAUUUGAUGAUGCGCAGCUGCAGAUCUACACCCUUAUGCACCGGGACUCCUACCCUCGCUUCCUCAGCUCCCCCACGUACCGUGCCCUCCUACUCCCACAGCCCCCACAGUCCUCUGAGGCCUAAGCCACUGCUCAUAGGCAGAGUCCAGGUUCACACCAUGGCUCCACCUGGCUGGAUAGGGGUCGUAAACCCUGGAACCAGACCCAGUUCCAGCGGGAAAUACCACACCCUUUGGCCCUGUCUUCCCUGGUCCAACAGGAGUUCCAGCUACAAGGUGGGGUGGAAGUGAGGCUGCCAGCCUAGUGCUCCUAACAGCCCUAGGGUGUACAUUAGGCUCACAGCCUCAGUGAGGCCCCCUUCGGGCAGCUGUGUACCCAGAACAUUCCUCUAGGGGAGAAGAGAGCCUCUACACCAUCUGCUUCAUAGCAGGACAUACUUCUGCUUGAGCUAUCUGCACCUCAGAACCAGACGUGGAACCUCAAAAUGAGGCUCAAGGGACAAGACCUGAUUAUAUUUUAUAUGUUCAUGAACAUUAACCUGAGAACAUAUCCUUACUGUGUUUUAUCCAAAAAAGGCAGGGGGAGAGAAAAAUUCUUUCUCUGCUCCUUAAAAACAAA
Messenger RNA from Octodon degus (degu), 1914 nucleotides. It is a transcript of the gene Rgs19, whose product is annotated as regulator of G protein signaling 19. Bases 551 to 1420 code for a protein of 289 amino acids. NCBI's taxonomy places the organism in Eukaryota, Metazoa, Chordata, Mammalia, Rodentia, Octodontidae. The record is from RefSeq and is a predicted model, not a curated record. The transcript has 6 exons.